UGCAAGUAGUGCGCAUUUUCAAGCAACUUCUCCGAGACAGGUGGUUCGUGCGUGUUUGAUUGCAUUCUUUUCCGCAUUGCCCGGCCGCAUGUCCGAUGCCGAUAGGUUACGGGGGAUGUUUCUCUUUUUCCACGCGUUCGGCCAGCACCGGCUGCCAGCUUUCUGACCGACUCGGCGGCCCAAGACGACAGCGGUCGCAGCAAACCGCGUUGGGAUUCCCCCGUCGGUAGGAGGCCAUGGCAAAGCGACGUGCGGACAAGGAGAUUAACCACGACAAUUGGGACAACGAUGACGAGGAGGAGGCAGAGGACCCUGGCAAGUUCAAGCAGGCCGACACAGAUGAGCUGAAGCGCAGGGUCAUCAAGGUUGGAAGGCGCAGCGUCUCCAAUUCACCCGCAGCGUCCAGUCCGUUUGCCAACUUUGGCUUCGGCAGUGCAGCCCCCAAACCGGCAGCCCCACCGUCCUUGCUGCCCAAUGGGUCGGCAGAGGCCAAGGAAGCCCCCAGUUUGUCCAACCCAAAGUUUCUGGGAAAACUGAAGUCCCUGAACGAGUGCCUGGUCCGCUGGCUCCAGAAGCACCUGGACUCGAAUCCGUAUCGUGACUUCACCCCCGUGUUCCGGGACUACGAGCGGCACCUCAAGGAAAUCCGGAGCGAGGCGUCUUCGCUUCCGUCUUUGUCCACGUCUUCGUCAUUGUCUUCGUCCACAGCCAGCGGCGUCAGUACGGGCGGCAUCACCUUCAACUUCAACACAGGCAGUCAGGCAUCCAAGGAUCUGCCUGGCAGUUCUGCAAUAUCAACAUCCAAGUCUAUAUCUGGUUUCUCAAACCUGGGUACCCCAGCAGCGAGCAAGCCAACGUUCUCGUUCACUCUCGCCGCAACAGCACCCACCGCCACGCAGGAGAACUCCGAAGAUCCCGAGGACGAGAAGUAUGUGCCUCCCAAGAACGAGUUUGUGGCCGUUGAAGAGAAGGAUGCCCUCUACUCAAAAAGGUGCAAGCUGUUCCACAAGAAAGGUGACGGCUACGUGGAGCGGGGCGUGGGCACGCUGUAUGUGAAGUCCCUGAACGGGCGACACCAGCUGCUGCUCAGAGCCGACACGAGUUUAGGCAACAUCCUGCUGAACAUCUUGCUGGCACCCUCCCUCCCUGUGUCCCGGCUCGGCAAGAACAAUGUGGCGCUGGUGUGCGUGCCCAACCCUCCCAUGGACCCCAACGACACUUCCCCAACACCCACGACGCUGCUGCUGCGAGUGCGCACGGCCGAAGACGCCGACGAACUCCGAGACACGCUGAACCGCUACAAGGGCCAGAGCUGAGCGCGGGCCCGCCUCGUAGAUCACUCAGUCCGUUUGAAUCGUUGUGCAGAAAAGAAUAAAGGAAGUCGCCCCAGUUGCUCA
Messenger RNA from Ixodes scapularis (black-legged tick), 1397 nucleotides. RefSeq names its product nuclear pore complex protein Nup50. The transcript has 8 exons. Gene Ontology annotation, biological process: protein import into nucleus. Bases 237 to 1316 code for a protein of 359 amino acids. The record is from RefSeq and is a predicted model, not a curated record. Lineage: Eukaryota; Metazoa; Arthropoda; Arachnida; Ixodida; Ixodidae. Gene Ontology annotation, cellular component: nuclear pore.